AUGCCAGUAGUUUUACUUUUGGCUAUUGUAACGUUAGUAGUAGCUGUUGAGAUUAACUAUAAAAACGAUGUUGCUGAUUUUUUAAAUGAUUUGGCUGGUGAUAAAGACAAAACCCAUGAUGAUCAUUCGUCGCACAAUCAUCAUGCCGAUUCGCACGACCACACUCAACACGAAGAGAUGCAUCAUGAAGGCCAUAUGAUGAAAAUGUGGUUCCACUUCGGCGCUGAUGAGGUUAUCCUUUUCGAUUUCUGGCGAACGGAUUCCGCUGUUGGCAUGCUUCUCUCAUGCAUCACAAUCUUCGUGAUGGGCGCCACAUACGAAGGAGUCAAGUGGUUCAGAAUGUACCUUUUAUCGCAGGCCAAUAACAAUGUUCUCGCGAAUCGUUCCUGCAUCGAGUUUCAACUUCAAACUCCUAGAGCUCGAGCUCCGUUGACACAAACGGCGAGCUCUAGAAAUACAUCACAAUCUCAUAGCAAAUUAAUCACCACCCAACAAGGAGAACCCUUUAUCACAUCAAUUGUACCGACGAAAAAGAUCUCGCCUUUCGCUAUCGAACGCAUCAUGGAAGCUUUCCUCUACAUUUUCCAAUUAAUCCUUGCUUAUUGGCUAAUGCUUAUUGUGAUGACCUACAACGUCUAUUUGACCUUGGCUGUGAUUUUUGGCGCCGGUUUUGGUCAUUGGCUGUUCGCCGUCCUUCAACUUCGCAAUGUCGACAUUGAAGCUGCCGAUUCGUUCCAAACCGACGCAUGCCACUAA
This is a messenger RNA of Caenorhabditis bovis, 756 nucleotides long. The record is from the annotation of a GenBank genome assembly. Lineage: Eukaryota; Metazoa; Nematoda; Chromadorea; Rhabditida; Rhabditidae.